Messenger RNA from Pseudomassariella vexata, 3074 nucleotides. RefSeq lists its product as uncharacterized. The transcript has 3 exons. Bases 124 to 2817 code for a protein of 897 amino acids. The record is from RefSeq and is a predicted model, not a curated record. Gene Ontology annotation, biological process: protein secretion. Lineage: Eukaryota; Fungi; Ascomycota; Sordariomycetes; Amphisphaeriales; Pseudomassariaceae.
AUUCGUCGUGACAGAUUAGGUAGCGUAUUAUGACAAUAUUCGGCACGAACAGGGAAAUAUGUCGAACAGUGAUUCGGCCUCGUGAUACCCAUUUUCAGUUCGUUGCAGCCAGUCUUGUCAAUCAUGGAUAAGAAACCCGCGACCCAAGAGUCGCUCAUCUCGGCCAUCGAGAAUGCCGGAAGACAGGCAUUUGAACCCACGGGCGACGAUGCUUCGCGCUCUGCGGGCCAACGCGAGUUUGGCGCACUCAUUUCCAGAACAGGAACCUCGUCUCUCAUCUCAGCCCUUAAUGCUCUGAUCAAACCAGAACGAGUCCCAAGAUGGCUUCGUGUGCACCUGAUGGAUGUGCUCACUCUGCUACCUCAACGGCCUGGCGGUGUGAGGGCGACGCUCGAGUUUGUAUUUGCAACGCAUCCGUCGAGUACCGUGCGGAAGGCCGAGGCUGCUGAACCCCAGAAGCAGGGCGGCAAUAUCACUAUGGAAGCCAUGAAAAUGGCCGCCACUAUGUUAUCGAUACCGCCGAAUGGCGUCAACCCUGAGAAGUGGUAUCCGGGAAUUGCGCCUCAGAUUCUUGCUCUUCUAGAUGGAAAUGAAGGCGCGGAUUUGGUCAUGGUCGCUGCUUACGUUAUAGGGUAUGGAGUCCUGGGAAGGAAACAAUUGGGCGCACCAGGAUCUCCUGGAUGGGCUGCCUUUGCUGAGCCAAUGCUGGCUGCGAUUAACCCGUCUCUUUCAUCGCAGAAGCCUUCUAGCGAGACGUUGAUUUUCAGCGCAGGCCCAGAUGAGGUAAUUGAUCUCCAACGAGAGACCACAGCUGUCAAGCCUGAGGAGAUAAUGCUAGCGCUGCAACGUUUGACUGCGUUACUCAACUCACACCCCAACCAUGGGUUGACGACGAGACUUCUCGCGCCCCUCGUCCUGCCGCUGUGGGCGCUAUCUUCCUGGUUAAGCGCAGACGAGAAAUGCAAAAAGAACGUCUGCCUCCCUGCGAGGAAUCUCCUCCAAAUCUAUCUGAAGGUUUCGGGAUCUGCCAAGAAGUAUUCAUCCAUUAUUAACGAUAUGAUGUAUGGUGGCGGCCACAAUUCGGACGGCAGCCAUUGGAGAUUCGACCUGAGUCAAUCCGGCAUCCAGGUGAAACGACUCCGAGCAGCUUCUCUACUGAAGAGUUCCGGGGUUGCGUGGGAAAGCAUAGAAUCGAAGGCCGCUGCCUUCGUAGACCUCCUGGAGGCGGCCGCAUCUGACAGCGAAAUCUCGAACAUCUUCCUGAUGCUCUUUGAGAACUCAUUCGGACGUCAACGGUCAAGCGAUGGAAUCAAGCUCGUGGCAGAAGAAGAGAAAGUGGAUGACCCGGUUAACAGCUUCGUGAAGGCAAAGCUUCUUCAACAAAUGAUGAGCAAAAUCCCAGAUAAGCUAGUGGCAGAUUCGAGUGGAAUGCUGAAACUCGCCAGCCGAAUUCUAGCCGAGUUUAGCCCUUGCUCGGAGAGUCUCGACGCGACGGCCAUUGCUCUCAGUCUUGUGAACAUUGUCGUCACAGCACCGAGUUUCCAAAAGUCAAAUGUCGACAGCAGUCUUCUCGAGAGUAUCAAGGUUUCGCUCCACACUAUCAGCCAAGCGAACCAACACGAUGUUUCGAAAACAGCUAGCAAUCUGUCCCUUCUCCUUAGAUACCGUGACGAGAUCGACGACCCGUCGGAACGACCGACUGCACCAUCGACUCGGCAGAUUGAGGACCGCAAGACGUUCAGUCUGGCAAUCUCGUACAUCACUCAAGCCGAAUCACCGCCUCCUGUGCGGUCUGAGGGGUUGAAUCUGAUUUCUGGGUUGAUUGAAGCAAACAGCCCAAUUCUCGAUAUCCAAGGUGUGCUUGUGCUUCUGUCCUCGCUACUGAGUGACGACGAGGAAUACAUCAAUCUCCGGGCCAUGAGGAUAUUCACGCAACUAGUGGACAAGCAUCCGAAGUCUGUGAUCAAGGAACUCCUAGAGCACUGCAUCGACGCCAACGAGGAGGCGACGGUAGACACGCGGCUCCGUUUUGGAGAAGCGAUUCUACAGGUCAUCCAGCGGCUUGGUGCGGCAUUCUCGGGCGAAACGGCGACGCAAGUCAGCGAGAGUCUGCUCUCGAUGGCCGGGCGACGAGGGUACCGCCCCAAGACCGAGGCCAAACAAGCGCGUGAAGAGAGACUGCGGCAACGGCAACAGAAGGCAGCAGAAAAGGAGUGGGGCGGCGUCGUCCCGGAUCUCAGUGAAGAACUCGAGCAGACUGAAGAGGAGAAGGUUCAGAACGACAUCGUGGCCCAGAUACUGGCGGGCUGGGAAAGCAAGCGCGGCAGCGAGGACGUGCGGAUGCGGGCAUCAGCACUAUCGAUCUUGUCGGUGGGGAUGGAGACAAACAUUGCCGGUGUCGGGGCAACGCUCGUUGAAACGGCGGUGGAUCUAUGCGUCAAUAUCCUUACUAUGGAACCCGAGAUGGAGAAGGCCAUUAUCAGACGAGCGGCUAUCAUACUGAUUCUGACUUUUGUGAAAUCUUUGGCAGCUGCUAAAGAACAAGGGAGGAGACUGGGUUUCGGUUUGACGGACCCGAGUCGCGAGGAUAUCAUGCGCAUUCUGCGGUAUGUGUCAAGCUCGGACAACGACGGGCUUGUGCGGCAGCAUGCCAGUGAUGUUGUCGAGAGUCUCCAGAACUGGCAGCUAAGUUCCGUGCUGCCGGAAGUACGAGAUCGUUCCCCGGAUUUGACGAGGCUGGCUGGGUUGAACAUAAAUAUGCCUAAUUUAGACGCUCGAGCAACGGUCACGCGGCCGAGGAUAGAGGAGAUUGAAUGAUGAAAAUGCGUUUCUCUGUUGAGCUCAAGUGUUGUCAGACUUGCAUACGUUAUCGUAUUUGUCUCUACUCGACACAUGCUUGAUGUAAAGUAAAUCUAGAGCAACCAUCGCAACAAACAUGCAAUGCCAAUACCUCCACUACGGAGAAACCCUCCAAAUGUCACUGUCCAUGUCCAUGGUGUCACUACCAACAGUUCGACUCGCAGCAGCAGCAGCAGCAGAAGAAGAAGAAGAAGAAGAAGAAGAAGAAGAAGAAG